Messenger RNA from Vigna unguiculata (cowpea), 907 nucleotides. RefSeq lists its product as uncharacterized. The record is from RefSeq and is a predicted model, not a curated record. NCBI's taxonomy places the organism in Eukaryota, Viridiplantae, Streptophyta, Magnoliopsida, Fabales, Fabaceae.
AUUUUUCUCUCCACCUCUUCUACAAAUUCCUCUACCAUGGCAGGUUUUGGGUCUCUCUCCCGCAUAGGUGUGGUGUUAGCUAUGGCUCUGUUGAUGGUUGCGCCAAGCUACGGUCAAAUCAGCACGCCGUGUAACGCAUCGAUGGUAGGGAGUUUCUUCACACCUUGUAUGAAUUUUCUAACAAAUAGCAGUGGCAACGGAACCUCGCCGACGACGGAGUGCUGUAGUGCCCUCAAGUCCCUCACAAAUGGGGGCAUGCAGUGUUUGUGUCUCAUUGUCACCGGCAGCGUUCCCUUCAGAAUACCUCUCAAUCGAACCUUAGCCAUUUCUCUCCCUCGUGCCUGCAACAUGCCUGGGGUCCCACUCCAAUGCAAAGCCUCGGGUUCACCACUUCCUGCUCCUGGACCAGUGUCUCUCGGACCUUCACCUUCGCCUGCAUCAGCUUCCUCUGGAUUUUCUCCAACCCCUAGUCCUCAAGGUUCCACCGUUUUCCCCUCACCAACUUCACCGUCUCUGGCACCACAAUCUGAUACACCUUCUUCUCUUUUGACUCCACCUUCUCCAUCAGCGGAUUCUGGUAACCCAUCAACAGGCAGUGGCCGCACUAAUGUCACUCCAUCAUCUGCCGUGACAUCUUACAAUGCCCCUCCUUAUCUUCUCUUCAUUGCACUCGGAUUUGCUCUUCUCAAAUACUACUAGGUUGUAGUUUGGAGCAUCUUGUGAACACCAAACAUAUAUAAAUAUAUUCUUUCCAGUGUGCCUUUUUGUUAGAUUUAAGAAUGUUUCAGACCCCACAUUUGGGGAAUAUUUAUUCAUCAUAAAUUGCUUGGUAAUGUUUUUUUUGUUGAUGAACUUUUGUGCUGUAAUGUAUAUAAGUUUGGAAACUGAAGUUCUUGUUAUUUCUUCA